Molecule: messenger RNA, 1035 nt
Organism: Salpingoeca rosetta
Lineage: Eukaryota; Choanoflagellata; Craspedida; Salpingoecidae
Exons: 12
Coding region: 1-1035 (344 amino acids)
Source: RefSeq, a predicted model, not a curated record
AUGACGGAAGUGGCGGAGGCACAGGACUUUAUCUCGCAGUGCUCCGAAGCAGCACUGAGCAGGGACCCCAUCUUUGCCUUGUUCAAGAAGCAAGACAUUGAGGCCUCCUUGGCAGCUUCCGCGACUGGCAAGUAUGCCGACUUCUGGACAGUCGACAAGCUCGCUGACUUUAACAACACCGUGGAUGCGUGUAAGGACUGCCCGCCCGAGGUCAAAGCCAUCUUCUCCGGCUCCAAGAAUCCACGCUUGCGGGCCUCCAAGAUUGGCAACCUCCUUCUGAAUCAUGCAAAAGAGCUCAAGGAAUCCGGAGGCCUGAACGCGGCUGUGCCCCAGUCUCCAGCAGCCAACACACAAACCUUCGCAGCACAAGAGGCUGCAACGCCGCGGGCAGCGACUGCGCCGUCACCGGGGCGGAGCGUGCAUGCAAGCACGAGCGACGGUGUUCAGGACGGCCCAGCCCUGCUCACCCUCCCUGCCAUGCAGCGCUACGAGUUUGACGGGAAUCUGCCGCCAGACUGCCAGCUGCGCGUUCGUGGCGGGCCCACCUCGGAUGCAGAGACACUUGGUGUGGUGACGCGUGCAGACGAGAUCUACGCAACGGCGGUGUACGGGGACUGGAUCAAGGUGGAGCUGCCAGGCUCGGGCUUUACGGGGGAGGCGUGGAUGAUGCGACAGAUGGAGAGCACGCCGCUGCUCGUCCCGGCGUCAGAACCUCCGCUCAACUCAACAGGGUACCAGGGUACGGGCCACGCCGUCGACUUUGACCCGCUCCAGUCCAGCAUCCGCUCGCAGAGUUCGACACGGUCGCCCUCGCGCCAGGUGUCGCGCAACGAGCUCGCAGCCAGUACCGGCCCCCGCAUUGCGUCUGCGGGUAACACCAAUGCCCUCAGCCAGAGUGUGCUGGCCAGCACGCAGUUCAACUCCUCAGACAUGCCACAGACCGUCAGCUAUGCUGCGUAUCAGAUGCUUGAGAUCCGGGUGAGCCGCCUGGAGCAAGAGCUCAGCAAUGUGCUGGCCAAAUUGCGCAGCGUCUAG